CGCCCAUCAUUCACACUGGGUAGCCCUUAUUUGCCAACAACGCCCGCGGGCCCUGAGAGCCCGAAUGCAGCAACCGCCGUUGCACACAUAAGCGCCGUGCAGCCGCUCCCGCCUACGCUACAUGCCUACAACAGCAACCACAACGACACACCGCACCACAGCCAACAUCCGCUGCAGUCGCAGAAACAUUUCCAGCUUUCCGAGAACUCCGCUUUCAAUUUAGCCGCUACAGCCAUCGCUGGUGCCGCAGGAUUUCCGACCAGCGCCGCUGCUUUCUAUCACCGUCUCAACAGCUUUGCCGGCGCAAGUGAGAGCACAAGCGCCUCAUCAACCGACUACUGCCUGCCAACGUACGGCAGUGAACAGCAGUUGCAGCUACCAAUUGCACCAACCAACACAGACAACAUGGAUCUCAUAAACCCCUACAUGCGUCAUCACAGCUUUGCCACAAGCCAGAGCAGUUCACCGUCGGCUAUGGCCAUGGCGUCUAUGGCAAGUCGCAGUCCACCAAACGGCGCUGCUGGCUUGCACCAUCAUCUCCCAAAUGCCGGCGGCUUGACGAAUGGCUUUGCAGAAGCGGCCGCCGCUGCUGCUGCUGCGCAUCACGAUUAUCAGAAUUUGGCCGCUGCGGCAGCGAGUCGCGAUCAUUUGCUUGACUAUCACAAUGCGGCGGCAGCUGCAGCCUAUGCCGCCAACAACAAUAAUCUUUCCAGCCCAUUAAUGCUGUUGAAAGCGCCGUCAAAGCAACUGCACAGCCACGAGGCAGGUGGCACCAAGUCGACGCGUUCGGCUGAGGACUCCUCCACACCGCCGCCUUUGCUAUCGGCGAGCAGCGGUGGUGGCGCCGGUGCAGAUCACUCCUCCAUUGCUUCAUCGUCCCGCCUGCAGUCUGAGUCGCCCGAUAAUUGCGCCAACUCGCUGCAUCAUCGCAAUCGCUACGACAAUAACUCCAGCCCCGGCGUUGAUAGCUCCAAAUCGUAUCCGGUGAGUCAGCGUAGCGGUAGUGGUGGCGAUGAGGCGGGCAAUAAUAGUGAAUCGAGUCCGCCGCCGCCUGACUACAGUCCCGAGAAUCUCUCAGCGAAUCGCGUCAAAUAUGCAUCUGCGUUGCAAUCACAUCACAACAAUAAUAACAACAAUAACAAUAUUAGCGGUAUGCAUUCAUUGGGUGUGCAUCACAAUAACAAUAACAAUAUGCUGGAACAUAAAUUGCCAUUGAGCUUUCUGGGGCCACCGCUGGCGGCUCUACACUCAAUGACUGAAAUGAAGACUGGCGGCGGUGCGUCGGGCAUGUUGAAUGGCUAUGCGAAUAAUCAGCAGACGCACUUGAUUGGUGAUUGUCGCGCUGGUGUGGUGGGCAGCGGUAUAUCCGGCUCGAUAACAACCACAACAACAACACAUACACAAGGUGCGGCAAAUCCGCAUGGCAUCGAUACGAUAUUGUCGAAACCGCCGCCGGUGACAUCGGCGGGUCUAAGUGCUUUAACGGGAGGUGGCAUACCGCGUUUCUCCAUAGCCGCCGCCGCUGCUGGUAUGGCGCAAUACUUGUCGCAAAGUCAAGGUGGUCCCUUGAAGACGCACGCUGGCCAUAUUGUAGAACGAACGCAUCUCUAUUGGCCGGGUCUGCAAGGGUUGGUCGCGAAUCCAAUAGCGUGGCGUGAAAGGCUGUCGAAUACGAUGUCGGCGAGUCUCUCACAGGCGCAUCAACACCAUCAAAGCAACGACAAGGAUGGCAAGAAGAAGCACACCCGCCCAACAUUCAGUGGUCAGCAAAUUUUCGCGCUGGAAAAGACAUUCGAACAGACCAAAUAUCUGGCCGGACCAGAACGGGCGAAACUCGCCUAUGCCUUAGGGAUGACCGAAUCGCAAGUGAAGGUUUGGUUCCAGAAUCGGCGCACCAAAUGGCGCAAGAAACAUGCUGCGGAAAUGGCCACCGCCAAGCGGAAACAGGACAUUAUGGGUGGUGGCGAACCCGAUGGUGACUGCAGCGAAACAAUGGACAGCGACAAUGAGAGCUUGGACAUGGGCGAGAAUCCGGCGCAGAGUAAACGUUGUCGCAUGGGUGAUAAUUACCGUUAAAUACUGAUGCGGCAUGGCAUGCACCACUGAACUCUGAAGGCCACUAAUAUAUAAAUAGUUUAAAUAUAACAAUAUACUAGUUAAUAAAAAACGGUUUAAUUAUUUUCCUAACGUUUACUUACCGGCGCCAAAUGGUGAUAACAGAAAAUCUCUGAGUUUUAAAGCGGUCUUCUGAAGGCUUACUAAGUUAGUCUCCCUUAAAAUAGUUACGAAUUGAAUGCAAACUUUUAAAUUUAAUUUUUUAUUAUAUAAUUAAGUGUAAAUUAGCAGACUUUAAGAAUUUUUUUGGAAAUUGUAAAUAUGUGUGCG
This is a messenger RNA of Bactrocera oleae (olive fruit fly), 2385 nucleotides long. RefSeq names its product HGTX homeodomain transcription factor (gene HGTX). Gene Ontology annotation, cellular component: nucleus. Gene Ontology annotation, biological process: regulation of transcription by RNA polymerase II; cell differentiation. The record is from RefSeq and is a predicted model, not a curated record. Gene Ontology annotation, molecular function: DNA-binding transcription factor activity, RNA polymerase II-specific; RNA polymerase II cis-regulatory region sequence-specific DNA binding. NCBI's taxonomy places the organism in Eukaryota, Metazoa, Arthropoda, Insecta, Diptera, Tephritidae.